AUGUCGGCGGAUGUGUCUGCUGACAGUGGCGCCAGCAGUGGCGCCACGCAGAAACAAGCUUCCAGAAAGAAGCAAACUCUGCCCUCAUGGCUGGAUCACUUCAACGGCAACGACCUCAAGACGCUCUUCCGCUGUUCCGUGGCGGCCUGGGUAGCCUCCCUCCUGAUAUACAUUGGGCCGUCGCUGCAUAGCAUUGGCUCAACCACCUUCUUUGCCGCACUGGUGCUCUUCGUGACGCCACCCGCCGGCAUCCUCCUCAUCUAUCUGCUCGGAUCCCUGUCCCUCCUUUUUGGCAUGUGCCUUGGCUGGGCCUGGGGCAUCGCGACCAUGAAGGCGGCGCUGGCUGCUCGUCCCGCAUCCGAUACCCAAGCACAGCUCCAGGCCCUGCAGCAGGCGGCUGUCGCUCAGGCAAAGAGCACCGGCCAGAAUGCAACCGUCAUUGGCCAGGAGCUGGUCUACCAGGGCGCGAUGCUCGAUGCCCGUGUGACGGUGGUGUACUAUGUCAUGAUUCUGGCCUUCAUCUACUUCCUGGCCCGCCUUAAAGCCGGCAAUAUCAAACUGACGUUUCUCCACCUAUUCGGUACCAUCGUGGCGGAUGUCUUUUUGCUAAUUGGACCCCUGCUGCCGUCCUUUACGCCGCUUCUGGGGCAGACGUUGGUGAAACCAGGGGCCAUUGGCGUCGGUAUAGGAGCUGCCUGCUGCCUUAUCUUCUUCCCGCAGUCCACCUCCUAUGCAGUACUCCGGAAGAUGGAGCAGCUCGUGCGGAUGCUGGACACCCCACUUGACCUAACUCAGAGGCGCUUUGCAGGCGAGUUGUUGGACUUGGGCCAGCUAAAGGCCACGAGGAAUGGCAUCGUGGCUCUAUAUAAGUCGAUGGCGCCUGAAAUCGCCUUCCUCCCGCUCGAUGUCUCCCGCGGACGUUGGAACGCAGAAGACGUCAAGGGCCUAGAAGAAUGUAUCCGCCAGGCCAUGAUAGCCGGCGUGUCCUUGCUCGACUUCCACAUCACCACCAUCGCCGGCCUGCAAAAGGUAGACGAGGCGGGCUUGCAGUACGACAAGCACUCAAGCGACGGUGCGGCGGCCGAAAAGGGAGGGCAUGAGAUUGGCCAGCGCCAUGUCCUGCAAUAUGCAGAGUUGAUGAACGCCUUGCGAACCCCAGAGCAGAGCGAGCUCCGAAUCCGGAUGACAGAAGCAAUGAACGAGACAACCGCUCAGGUGAGACUAGCCUGUUCCGAGUCCAUCGCACUCGUCGGGGAGUGCAUCCACACGGUGAACACCCGUCGAUGGAUCCGCCAGCCAUCCCAGCAAGAGUUUGACGGGUUGAUUGGACGUCUGGAGACAACCCUGGCAGCGUUGCAAUCCGCUCGCGACUCCUGUACGACCAAUACCACCGAAGCCAUUCUGGAGUGCCAUUCCGAUCUCUUUGAUCAGGACGGCCAGCUCAAGGCCCCGGAUGGCACCACCUUGCAUUCACAAUCCCUGCGAGCCAUGAUGGUGGCCAUGGUGUUGGAGGAGCGGAUCAUUGGCGUAGCAUUAGCCACGGAAGCCAUGCUGAAGCACGUUUUACAUCUAACAACAUCACAGACCCGUCACCGUAUCUGGCUCCCCUCCCGCAUACGCUACGCCUUUGGGUGGCUUGUCAGCGGCAAGGACACCGUCCCUGUCGCCGGUGUUUCUGAUGAUGGUGUCACAGACGACCCAGACGUGGUUGAUGAACAGUCCAAGGCGGUGCGCCAGCGACUUCGGCUCAUUCGUGGAUACGAGUCCCCUCAUCGCGGAACUCGACUUGGCAGAGCCAUUGUCGGCACAUACCGCUGGAUAACCAACCCAGCUGGCAUGUACUCGAUGCGCAUGGUUGUCGUGACGCUGGCCACUGCCAUCCCCGCAGCUAUUCCCAACUCUGCCGGCUUCUUCUACCGCGAAAAGGGGUUGUGGGCAGUCAUUACCGCGCAAACUUGCGUGCUCUUAUACAUGGCCGAUUUUACCUUUUCUCUCAUCUCCAGAGCGCUCGGCACGGUGAUUGGAGGUCUCUUUGGCCUUGUGGCAUGGUAUAUAGGAUCCGGUAGCGGUCCUGGGAACUCAUAUGGCUUGGCUGCUAGCACUGCUGUGUUUAUCGUGAUAGCCAUGUGGCUGAGGAUAUUCUUGCCUCUAGCCUAUGUUCAGGCAACUGCCAUGGGCGGAGUCACAAUGAUUCUCAUUUUGGGCUUCUCUUAUGCCUUUGACCACCAACCACAGUUUGGAUCUCCAGGCUUAGGUUAUCAAGCCUUCUGGAAGCGACUGGUCGACGUCCUCAUAGGCUUUGCUGCCGCGACUGUCGUUCAGCUAUUCCCCAAGCCGCCAUCUGCCACCGAACACGUGUGUAAGACGUUGGCGAACACUAUACGAACACUGUCAGACUAUUACGCUUUACUUUUGUCUCACUGGAGUCGAACAUGUAGAGACGGCCCCAUCAGUGCCGCUGCCAUAGAGGAUCUAACGCUGGAAGUCGCCGAGGUUCUAUCAUCAGUGACUGGAUCGAUAGCGCUACUAAAGGCAGACUUUAGUGCUGGUCCAUUCGACCAAGCUACCUUGCGCUACGCCCAAGAGCAGUGUCAAAACAUGAAUCAGGCACUAGGGAGGCUCCUUUAUCUAUCAGCCACUCUCCCCCAAGUGUUUCAAGAGAGGCUAGUAUCCGUUCUCGGCAUAUUGGAUGACGCUGCCAUUGGAAAUAUCAUGGCCGUAUUGGCAAUCGUCGAGCAAGCCCUACGGACUGGGUCCCCUCUCCCUGAACGGCUCCCUGUGCCCCUUCUGCGUACAUAUUUUGAGUCUCUGUCGGCUGCACAGCGUCAGAAUAUCGAUCUGAACAUCUCACUUGUUCGAGACGAGAAUUAUCGACGCUAUUGCGUUGCCGUGGCUUCUUACUUGAAGUUUCUAACUGCUAUUGAUGAUUUAGUCUUGUCCUUGAAGAGAACUCUAGGAGAACGCCAUGUGGUUUAUCUAAAGGGUGAUGAGGUAUGA
Messenger RNA from Trichoderma asperellum CBS 433.97, 2997 nucleotides. RefSeq lists its product as uncharacterized. The record is from RefSeq and is a predicted model, not a curated record. Lineage: Eukaryota; Fungi; Ascomycota; Sordariomycetes; Hypocreales; Hypocreaceae.